GCAUUUUAAUUUCCUACGAAGUAUCCAGUGCUGCCCCUACAACAUGUGAGACGCAUAUUUUCCAAUGCUCUCAAAAUUCCACUCGGCCACUUUCAGAGCAAUAUCUUCGAUUAAAAGAUAUAUAACGCACAUUUACAACGAUAAAACUCCGCAGAAGGCCAAAAUUUAGACGCUACUUCAAAUCUCACCCGCGCCCGUCCACAGCGCCAAUCGGUAUGUUUGGCCUAUUGGGUUCCUCGCAAAUCUAUGGACUACAGCAAGUACACGAGUAUAGCAACAACAGCGACGCCAGUGUAAACAACAAAAGUGCAUCAGCACACAUAAGCAACACUAACAACGACUGCACAAAUAUCACCAGUCAAAAGCAACGCCGUUCCACCUCAGGUCACUCAGAGAGUGGCGGCAAAUUCUUCGCUUCACUUAGUUCCAUGCAAGGCAUUAAAUCGCCAACGAAUUUCAUUGAAAAAUUCAUUAAAAACGAAUUACUCAGCGGCUACGAAACUAUUAAAAAUUAUAAAAACUUUCAAAAUUCCACAAACACAAGCGGCUCGAACAGUACCUUUUUCACCAGCACCGCAUCCAUACACGAACGUUCAACGCCUGGUGGUUGUGGCGGUGGUGGCAGCGGCGACAGCAACAGUUCCGAAGGUCUGCUGACAAGUUUCAAUUGCCUACAGGGCAGCUAUCGUAGCAAUUGUGAUGGUGAAUUCUAUGAGCCGGUGAAUGUAAGUUCACAGCGCAAGCAAGCAGUAACAACCACAACAACAAGCACAUCUGUAACGCUUGCGGCGACACGCAACACGGAAGCGGAUAUGACGAUCAAGUACUCGAAGAACUUGCUCGCCAACACCCCAGACGAACAGUCACCCGCCACGCUGCAAAACUAUCAAAAGCUGUCGGAAUGCGAACAAGAUUUGCUGCUAACACCGUCGAGUGGCGCAAGUUCGGGAGAAUUCAAUAGCGAUGUGAAUGUAGGUAGCGGCAGUCACGUGACAACGCCGGUGAACAGUUUAUACAAGCGACUGUCGUUUGGCGGUCGUGGCUCCAAGAAUGCGACGGACAAUGCAGCUACGUCUGCGGCGACAACGGCGGCGACAAAUGAAGUUGCUUCCGACUACUCGUCGUCGACCAACUCAUCCGCAUCGUCAACCCUCUCAUCGAAAGCCACCUCCAUAUCUCUCAAAUCCAUUGACCUGCAGCGCACUUCGUCCGCCUCCUCGUCUGGUGAUUGCGCACUAAUGUGCGAACGCAGAAAAUGUUCACCAAUCGCCAUUCCGGCGGAUUCUACAGCCGAUGCUGCCCAUUCCAAUGGUGCACUUCCACUAACUCCAGAGCGUGCGCAACGACGCAAACUCGUUUCAAUGAUCUCACAGUAUGAACAGCAAAAUAAACUGCUACAGCGCGAACUGGCCAAAGAGAAACGACGUCGUGGCGAAGAGCUCGCCUGCGUGGCCAAAUCGUUACUUUGUUUUGAGUCCAAGCUGAAAAAGGAUAUGAAGUCUGUGAAUCAGCGUCUGUUGGAGAAGGACGCAGAAAUAUGUCGUUUAGUGCAACAGAAUCGUGCUUUACGUAAGCGGCUAACGAAAAUCACCGAGACAGAAGGUGAGAACGCGCGUGACGAAGGAGUGGUUGAAGAUGGUGAGCCCGAAACUGAGGGAGAAUGUGAGGGAGGAGAAGUGCGAAGCGGAAAAGCAAAGGAAACAACGCUGGAGCGUGGAACUGCGCCGUUAGCGGCGUACAGCGAUCAACAAUUGCUGGAAGACUGUUUGGUGCUCGAAGCUUUGCAAUGCAUUAAUUGUAAGAAGCAAUUUUAUGACAUUGAUAUAAAUGAGAGCUGGACACAGAAUACGCCGAAGGAUGGUACGAGAAAAAAUGUUGACCACACCACUGAGCACGGCUCAUCGAGUGAUGAUACAGUCUCAUCGUCGUUUUACGGAGCCCGGCGCAGUGUACGCUAUACCAGCAAACGCACCUCCGGCACUUUUCGCGAUUAUAUGCGCUCACGUGCGAUGAACAUCGACGAUCCCGCAUUGGACAACAACUCGGAGGAGAACACAAGCACAAUCAGCCGCGACGACUCGCAAGCCAGCUACGAAAAACUGAAUAUCUACUCACGCACCAUCGAGCGUAUGCAUGGCGUGAAGGGUGAGAGUGAACGCGAGUCAGAGCAAAGUGGAGUGGAAGGCACAAUGCGGCCAGCCUCGCGACUGAGCUGCAAAAGUAGUGGUAGCAGUAAGAGUAGCAGCAUGAGCAGUUGCAGCAAAAAUAGUGCGAAAGCGCCUACGCCACAGAUCGAAGAGGAUGAUGGCAUAUUUUCACCCACACAAGAUGACGAUUUCGAAGAGCCAGAGGAGGAGGGUGGGCGCAGCAUUAAGAUUGUAGUGCGACGCUCUACCGAUUUUUCCGAAGCUUCGCCCAAGCAAGUGUACGAGACAUCCACCGACGAUUGGUAUGCCAGCGCCUCCGAUCAGGAGGAAAUCGCGCCAACAACGGUCACAACCAAAUCAUACUCCACCCACGGCGCUGUUAAUCCGGUGCUUGAAUGCGUCAGCCAGAUACUGCUGCAGCAGUCCAUGGAAGAGCCGGUGACGGAGCACGCAAACCAGGCGUCAUCCGCUAUUAGCAAAACAUCUCACAACCUGCAGGUGAGCUAUAGCAAUGCCACAUCCACUGCGAACUUGCCACGCCGUAGUUCGCUGAGUGGACGCCGCAGUUCACGCAGCAAUAGUCGCUCUAGCGAUGGGCAACCAUCACACAAUGGUACAUUAACACGCAAGCGCGUACACUUCUCAACCAAGAACAGCAUGGUGCAUGUGCCACGCAACGAUGAAACCGACGAAGAGGAGGAAGGUGCUGACGACGAUACAGAACACGAUUCGCAAGAUACGAGCGAUUCAAUGAUCUCAAGCCUAACGCAAUAUCAUCCCAUGUGUUUUUAUCUACAAGCCACGCAACAUACGGUGGCAGCAAAAGUUGAAGCCGGUGUGGCAACGGCUGCAAUUGCGCGUGGUGGCAUGCUUAUGGAAGUCGCCGAACAUGAACGCCUUGAAACGCUUAACUACGAGAGUAUUUACAGCAAUGAAUACGAACCGAUAGGCUCUGAGCAUAAUUCUUCAAACCUUUAUGUCGACAUGGAAUCCAGCACCAAGCCAUCAGCGUCUAAUGUCACAAACGCCAUUGCGAUCGCAGAUGGAAAAGUACCAAAAAUACCACCCGCCUUGCCACCCAAGCCGGCAAAUCUGUUAAAGUUUAAGAAAUGCUUGCAGCAGCUCGAUGAACUGCCAGAUGAACAUCUACACCAGGAUGGCCAUGCAGCAGUAGAACCGGACUACUGCUCCAUUUCAGAGGUGAAUGUUGGCAUAAGAAGUGUGCAGAUCGUAGCCGAUGUGCAUAAGGCGCCCGAAUCGGAAGUUGAUUUAGAGUCAAAUUCUGCACUUGAGGUACCCAUCUCUGAACUGGACAUAGAAGUAUCAACUGUGAAUUCUGAUGAGACCUUCGCCGUCUCGCAAAAGACUGAUGAAAUCGAAGAAAUUUUCGCUGACGUACCAAAAUUGCCCAAUGUCGCCGCGAUUAUAGCGCCAAAACAGGCAAAGUUCCCACAACAACAGCAGCAGCAGCAACCGCUGAAGCGUUCCUUGCCACCGAGCGAUUACCUAGUAAUGUCACCCAAAGUAGAGACACCCAAUAUGAAGCUGCAAAAUGCCCGUAAUGCGACCAUACUCAACACCGCCUCAGCGACAAAGCAACAGACGGCUGGCUUAAGCUCCACCAACAAUAAUAAUGGCACAUCGAAAGCACUUAGCAAACCAACUGUAGACUACCUGAAUACGCCUCUAAAAUCACCGAAUCGUCCGGAUACCAGUGCACUCAAGCUGCAGCUACACACUCCCAGUCCACUGCAAUACAAACGCAAGCAUAUGCCGAAUAUACUCGCCGAAAUCAAUAAACGCAUUAGUUUACCGAAUUCACCAACCACGCCCACUGCACGAUUGACAUUCACAACGCCCACAAAACCAGCUGUCGCCACCAAAACGACAUUGCAUCAGAAACUGGAGGUAAGCACUCCCUCAAAUAUGCCAUUGCAGGCUGAAUUCGAUUGGUACAAUUUGGAUGCCGAGUAUGGCAAGACACCGUCACAGCAACCCGAUUUGCUUAAAUUGAAUGAUGCACUCAAUAACGGUACUAUGCUCGCGGGCAUACGCGAAGAUGGGGAGAGCAUCGCGACAGCAGCGGACGAAUACAAUUUGGAUGAGGAAUUCUCACUUGCCGGUGAUAAAGUUGAUGUACUAACCGGUGGUAGUGAGCAUGACAACGAGAGCGCUGAGGAGAAAAGUGAGAUAAGCGUAGUGGCUAACACGAAAAUGCUGCCAACGAUGGUGAAGCUCUCGGCGCCGUGCACUGAGAGCACUAAAAUUAAAAAAGUGGCCGCCAUAAAUGCGGUCACCUGUGAAGCAGGCACUUUUCCCAUGUUUAAUGAAAGUUCACCGCUGGUAACGCCUUUGCCAGCAGUUACUCAACACCAUGCAAAAGCGAAGAAGAUUAAGAAGAAUUUAGCAAACUUCGAGAAAUUCAUCGAGGGAUCAGGUUUGAGCACGAAACCAUUACCGAGCAAAAGAAAAAUCUAUUUUGCCGGCCCUUUUGUGUGAUAUCUACAAGUGCUGGGGUGAAAACGGAUGGGAGAGAACUUGGGAUGCAUACAGAGGAUUUGGUAUAAAAGGAACUAAGAAUGCGGAAAGUAAUCAAUGGAAGACUUGAAAAGAGAGAGCGAAACGGAGCUAAUUUCGAAUCAGAAUGUAUAAGCAAAUAUUUUACGAGUCGAUGCAAGCUUAAGUGAUUAACAAAGUAUACAGAGAUGAAGCAGCUUAAAAAUAUAUCAUGGCAAACAUAAUUUUUGUUAGAGUUAUUUUUUGUGAUUUGACUAAACAUUUAAUUUAAGUUAA
Messenger RNA from Anastrepha obliqua, 4940 nucleotides. Its product is annotated as platelet binding protein GspB-like. Bases 216 to 4646 code for a protein of 1476 amino acids. NCBI's taxonomy places the organism in Eukaryota, Metazoa, Arthropoda, Insecta, Diptera, Tephritidae. The transcript has 3 exons. The record is from RefSeq and is a predicted model, not a curated record.